ACUAGCCCAUCAUAUGCUAACCCCUCGGUAGCCGGCGUUCCGUGGCUCACUGGAAAAAUGAUGUAACUUUUGCCGGCUUUCUCCUACCUUCAAAAACACAGAGAGAAAACUAGCUAAGUUUACCCUGUCAAACCGCGUGUUGGGGGAACAUUCUCAAUCGUUUUGUCGGUGAAAUGGCUCUGUUUCGUUAGCAUAUGUGAAAAGACAGCGGCACACUGCUCGUAACUUACAGCUCUUUCUCCGUUGGACUCAGUACAGUAAAGAAUGAAUCCAGCUCGUCGCUGUUCGACCUUAUUCAGCCAGCUGUGUGUGUCUUCGCGGGGGGGACCGACAGCCAGGAGCAAGCUUUCCCCGGGAGCGGUCUCAACGCGGUACUGUCACCCCGGUGUCGUUGGAGGAGGGGGAAGCAAAGGGACCUGUCCCCAGCUGAGUCCAAGCGCAGCAUCCAGCACAGGGGCAGCGCCAGUUUGUCCAAUGGGCGGCAGCAGCAGCAGCAGGUUGUUUGGUACAUUGGCCCAGUCACUGAACAGCAGCCCCUUGGCCCAACCAGACCCGUACCUGGAGGAGAACCAGGACCUGGACCAGGACCUCACCGAGAUUGACCCGGACGAGCUGCUCAGAGAGUGCGAGGAGGCCCUGCAGAGACGGCCGGCCCGCCCACACCGGGAUCUGGUCUAUCCCAAUGGCAUGGCUCCCUGCCGCCACAAGCACAACCCCUCCAUCCGGAUCAUGCAGUGGAACAUACUCGCGCAAGCUCUUGGUGAGGGGAAGGACGGCUUUAUCCGCUGUCCACUAGACGCUCUCAAUUGGCAGGAAAGGAAGUACCUGAUCCUGGAGGAGAUCCUCACCUACCGCCCCGACAUCCUGUGUCUACAGGAAGUGGACCACUACUAUGACACUUUCCGGCCAAUCAUGGCGAGCCUGGGUUACCACAGCAGCUUCCUGGCCAAACCUUGGUCUCCCUGUCUGGAUGUAGAGCAGAAUAAUGGUCCUGAUGGCUGCGCUCUUUUCUAUCGCCGCUCUCGCUUCUCCCUCCAGGCCACAGCUCACCUGCGGCUGUCAGCCAAGAUGCUGCCCACCAACCAGGUGGCCAUCGUCCAGACUCUGACCUGCCAGGUAACGGGCCAGGAGUUGUGCGUGGCCGUCACCCAUCUGAAAGCCCGUAGUGGCUGGGAGAGGCUGCGGAGUGCACAAGGCGCCGACCUGCUGCAAAGUCUAUGCAGCAUAACCACCCGAGGUGACGGCAGCAGCCAGAGCAAGAUGGGGCAAGAAAACAUACCUUUAGUAGUGUGCGGAGACUUCAAUGCAGAGCCUUCAGAAGAUGUUUACCGGCGCUUCAGCUCCUCCCCCCUUGGCCUGAACUCUGCAUACAAACUGCUGAGCUCUGACGGACAGACGGAGCCUGCCUAUACCACAUGGAAGAUCCGCCCCUCUGGAGAGAGCUGCAGCACUCUGGACUACAUCUGGUAUACCCAUGAUGCUUUGAGUGUGGAGUGCCUGCUGGACAUUCCCACAGAGGAGCAGAUCGGCCCAGACCGCCUGCCCUCAUACCACUACCCCUCUGACCAUUUAUCACUGCUCUGUGACAUCACCUUCAGGGAGCAGCCCCAUAGACUGUAGGCUGCCAGUCACUGGACCAAUAGGAGGACUGUGAGUGACUGCGUCUCCAGAAACAACACUGAACCUGUACGAUAAACCUGAGUGAGGAGGUGAACAUGACAGCAGCUACUGCUUUCAGGCUCAUUUUGAAGCCAGCUGAUGGAGGGUGGAGCCAAGUCAGCAAGUAAAACCUGAUUGGAGCAUGAAUACUAUGCCGACAUGAGACAGAAACAAAUAAGCCUGUGUCACUUUCAAUAAUGUUGCUCUUAUUUUGAGGAUAGUCAUAAUGGGGAACAGCAGAAGUGAACUGAGACAUUGUGACAUCACUUCUGCUGGAUCCUUGUAGUUUUAGCAGGAAUCUUUGAUUUGAUCUACUGAGUUGUGAGCUUCAGCUGAAAUGGCAGCUAAGGGGUUCAUCUGCGGUUAUUUAUUGUUUCCAUUAUGCACAUAAGGCUAUUAUCACUUGAUGUUACUAAAUUACUCUUUCUACUUUCUAUCAGUUGGUUAUACAUAGUUUUAAAAUAAAUUAUUUUGCUUUGAAGUUCUUAAGUUUAAGAUUGGUAAU
This is a messenger RNA of Chelmon rostratus (copperband butterflyfish), 2164 nucleotides long. RefSeq names its product nocturnin-like. The transcript is spliced from 3 exons. Gene Ontology annotation, molecular function: poly(A)-specific ribonuclease activity. Gene Ontology annotation, biological process: circadian rhythm. Lineage: Eukaryota; Metazoa; Chordata; Actinopteri; Chaetodontiformes; Chaetodontidae. Bases 265 to 1620 code for a protein of 451 amino acids. The record is from RefSeq and is a predicted model, not a curated record.